CACAUAAUGGAUUGAAUUUUUAUCUAGACUCUAAACGUAAUCGAAAAAACUUGUAAGAUCUUGAAAUUAAUGAAUGAGUUUGUGUUUAUUCUUAUUGAACCUCAGACUCAAUUGGUUGAGUGAGUGGCUAAAAAUGUUCAAAACCGAUCCAACUGAGCCAGAUUUGAUCGUCAACUCCCUCCUCCAAUAGCUCACCCAGUCUCCUCCUCGCUGCUCGGUCCGCCUCUUCACCCAGCCCAUAAGGAGAAGAGAUUCGAUACGAAUCCAUGUCUGUAAAUCGGGAGAAUUGAAGCUAAUAAUAAUCAACUAGAUUAAAGACAAAGCAGCGAAAUUCAAAAUCCACCUCGUUCGUUCCUCUUGAUUCUCCUGAAUUCAGAUUCAUUCCGGAGGCUGAGAAGCGGGAGCAGACGGACGGACUCCACUGGUCUGAGUAGCUUGGUUUGUGGAGCUGAUAAGAGGGGCAAUACCAUUUUGGGUGAAGAAUAUGGAACCUGGUGAAAUCAGUGACAGCCCUGAUCGGUGCAAUUUGGAUAGUACAAGUCAGGCUAACGAACUUGAUCUACUACCAAGUUGUGAUGAUUUUCAAUCUCACGAUUUUGGAGGUAAAGAAGAUGCAACAAAUAGAGAAAACCUGUGCGUCAGUGGGGGUAAUGUUGGCGCUGAAGCUAGCACAGAACAUGCUGGUGGUGGUACAAGUAUGGGAAUCGAAGGUGGAUCAGGUUGUGACAAAUUUGUGAACAGUGGAGACAAUGUUGAAACUCAUAAUGGCCAGGUUACCGAAAAUAUGAAUGGCCAGGUUAAUGAUGAAACAGAAGUUGACAUGGAUUUGGUUGAUUCGCCUGUGCAUGUAAAUAUUCAAGUGACGGAAGUUUUUUCAGUUGAAGAGAAAGUGUCUAGCAUGCUGAAUGGUGAAAGCGGCAGCCUUGACGUGCCACUUGAGACUUUAAAAGCUAGAUCAGGGGUUAAGAGAGCUAGGAUGACUUAUGAACAACAGCAACCUUCAGUGCAGGUCAUGUAUAAUUCUCUAACAAGAGCUAGCAAAAAAAAGCUUGAGGAGCUAUUACAACAGUGGUCGGAAUGGCAUACAACCAACAGCCUGUAUCUAUCUUUCUGCAUAGACGACCGCACAAGAGAUGAGCAGACCAACGGCGUCAUGCCACUUGACAGAAACUCCGUACCCCUAUAUGAUCGUGGAUUUGUUUUGGGUCUGACAUCAGCAGAUGGCACAAACAAUGCAGAAAGAGGUCUGGAGAUAUUUGGUGAUCCUGCACGGUGUUUUAACUGUGGGGCCUACAACCAUGCUUUGAGAGAAUGCACCAAGCCUCGGGAUGCUGCUGCUAUUAAUAGUGCCCGCAAACAACAUAUGGCCAAAAGGAAUCAGAACUCCCAUUCUCGCAGUUCAAUUCGUUAUUAUCAGAGCUCAUCUGGUGGGAAAUAUGAUGGCCUGAAACCAGGUGUCCUUGAUGCUGAAACACGCAGACUUUUGGGUAUUGGGGAGCUUGAUCCACCCCCUUGGCUAAACAGAAUGCGAGAGCUGGGAUACCCACCUGGAUAUCUAGAUGCCGACGAUGAAGAGCAACCGUCAGGAAUAACAAUAUUUGGCGAGGAAGAAGCCAUGGUCGUCAGUGAAGAACAGGAAGAAGGAGAAAUAAUAACGGGAAACAAUAUUCCCGAACCUCCUCUGGAGCCACCUCGCAAGAUGAAUAAGACCAUUGAAUUUCCUGGAAUAAAUGCACCAAUCCCAGAGAAUGCAGAUGAAAAGCUCUGGGCAGCUGGUUGUCCUUCGUCUUCAAGUUCUGAUACUACUAAUAAGAACCGACCGUCACAGCGUAGUGACCACUCAGGAGGCAGAUAUUACCACAGCAGCGAACAAAGAUGGCCUAGAAGAAGUUUCAUGGAUGAUGAUGGGCCACCAGGCGUUGACCCGGUAUCAAACCCUUCUAUGUCGAGUUAUCCUCCAAGACAUGGAAGUUACCAUGCAAGCCAAUAUGGUUUGGACAGCCCUAGGGAACUCAUGCUUUCCUUUGCAAGGUCGCACUCUGAUAGAGAACGGAGGAGCCCUCCCAGGUAUGAAGAUUCUUUUGGGAGUCACUCCUCAUACCACCACUCGUACCAGUCAAGAUACGAGUACGAAGCGGAUGAUCGAUGGGAUGGGCGUAGUCGGGAUCGUCCAUCGGACUAUGAAUUUGAGGAUCAUAAGUCUAGAAGGUAAAGAAGGGGAAAGAACACGGAUUAUUAGCACCUGACUUGUAAUAGUGACUUAGCUAAAGAUGUCCAAUUGUGGCAGUGGUGUUGUAAAAGUGCCUCAUUUUUUUUCUAGGUCAUAACAAUAAACAUGGUGUCUAGGCCUGGUGUGAAGAAUAUUUACUGAUAGAAAAGCAGGUUGACUUUUGUUGUUUGGUUGUAGUGGAACUGAAGUUGGCGAGUGAUUAUUAGCUACGUUUAGAAUGUAUGAAUUCUGUACACGGAAUUUAAACUCAGUACUAUCGAACAAAAAAUCACACACACAGACACAGGUCCCUUCAUUUCACCGGCCGUCGUUGAGCACAGAAUCCGUACUAGACAACGAAGUGACGGUGGUGUAGUCCUUACCAACGACGGACGAAGGAAACGACGACGACAUGACGAACUCCGACGUCUCCCUCCCUCCCAUCGCAAACGCCCCGAUCCCCGAGCUCUCCAACGGCACGUCGGGCAAGUUGCAGUCACCAUCAAGGUACUGCAUCACCUGCCUCAUGCUGGGGCGGAACGCCGGCAUGUUGUGGGAGCAGUACAGCCCCAGUUUCAGCACCGCUGCCAUCUCCUCCCUGACAUAAUCCCCUUGCAGCUUGGGAUCCCCUGCUUCCCAAAUCGCCCCGCGCUUCCAGCAAUCAAUCACCCAGUCCACCAGGAUCAUCUCCUCGGGAAGCGCCUGCGUGUCGAUCGGGCGCUUCCCGCAGGCGACCUCCAGCAUGAACACUCCGAAUGCGUACACAUCCGUCGCCGUGGUGGCCUUCCCGAGCCGCGAGAGCUCGGGAGCCAGGUAACCCACGGUCCCGACGACGUGCGUGGUCUGCGGGUUCGUGCCGUGAUCGUACAGCCUGGCCAGCCCGAAAUCGCCUAACCGGCCGUUGAGAUCUGCGUCGAGCAGUACAUUGCUUGCUUUAAUGUCGCGGUGGAGAACUACUUGCUCCCAUUCCUCGUGGAGGUAGAGAAGCCCUGAGGCUACGCCUCUCAGGAUUUUGUACCUUUCGCUCCAAUUCAGAAUCGGCUUGUCUUCCGUGAAGAGGAAUUUGUCCAGGCUGCCGUUGGGCAUGUAGUCGUAGACCAAGAGCAGCUCGCCCUUCCGCCGGCAGUAACCUAGCAAGUGUACCAAAUUCCGGUGCCGGAGCCUCCCCAUGCUCACGAUCUCCGCCACGAACUCCUUCAUCCCCUGCCGCGAAUCGUGGGAGAUUCGCUUCACGGCGACUUCGAGCUUGGAUUUAGGGAGGAUUCCUCUGUAGACUUUGCCGAACCCGCCCGACCCGAGAACCUCCUUCUCUUUGAACCCGUGGGUCGCUCGGUACAAAUCUUUGUAACAGAGCCGCUGCGGGUUGUAUUCCCUCUCCCAAUCUUCCGUCAGCUCUCUGUACCUUCUCAAUCGGAUUAGGUAAGCUCCCACGGCGAUUCCCGCGAGGGAGAUGGCUAGGAUUAUGAGCACGACCGUCGGCGCGGUGCCUAAUUUCUUCGCCUGCUUGGCGGGGCGGGGGGAGAUUGGGAGAUUGCGGAGAUCCAGCGGCGGGGGUUCUUCUCCCCCGGUUUUGCUGAAGCUCCAACCGAGGAUGUACUGCGCGCUCGUGACGGUGCUGGUGGAGGAAGAGAAGCCGACGUACAUUGAUUCGACGAGGUAGGAGGAGAGAUCGACCGGCGUGGAGAUGAGCGGGCGUCUAGGUUUUGGGGUAAGGAAGGGAGCGACGGUGAUGUUCAUCCUCUUCUGUCCGUCGUCGUAUUGAAUCCAGAUCUGGAUCCGGUCGGCGGAGAGCAGGCGGAGGGUUCGAUUGACGCCGUCGGAGUCGGAGACGUAGGAGACGGGAGCGGAGGCGGCGGAGAUCAGGGUGUUGAGGUCGAGGCCGACGUGGUUGUCGUCGAUGUCCUGGAACUCGGGGCUGCGCAUCGCGUCGAGCUCGACGGCGACGACGUGGUUGGAAGCGUUGCCCAUGUUGGUGGUGUUGAAGAGGCCCAGGUGCUGGCUGGCGACGGCCUGGCUGAAAUCGGUGGUGGGGGAGAUGGUGAAGGCGAUGCCGUGGCCGCCCGUGUUGGCCGAUUCGGGGACCAUGGCGAAGACGAAGGUGGUGGAGAAGGAGAGCGAUUCGGACGGGACGGAGGAAUUGGGGUCGAAUUUGAACGGCUGGUGGUGGAAAGCGUGGCCGGUGACGAGCUGGGUGUAGUUGGUGAGCUGGAGCAAGCCGUCGGGGAGGAUUUUGGACUGGUUGUCGACUAUCAGGUUGGCUUGCCGGAACCCAUUGUAGGUGAAGCUGCUGGUUUGUGGGGUUUGGGAACUGGCGGUGGAGAAGUGUGUGGAGAAAAGGGUAAGUGCUGCCAGAAGUAGAAAUCCCAUGAUAGCAGCUGGAGAAGACGCCGCCGCAGCAGCAGCCAUGGAUGAGAUGUGAGCUUUCUUUCCUUAAUGAGGAUGAUUAUCUAUAGCCUGCCUGCCUUUGUGGAAUUUGGGGCUAAUACGGGUUGCUUUUUAGCUUUAAGCAUGUGUGGAUUUGUCUUUGUGGAAGAGAGGAGGAAGAAGUUGAAAGUCAAGAAGUCGUGGUCUGAUUGAUGGACAGUGAAGUGCCGAUGAUCGGCGGCAAUGAUUUUCUACCACAGAAAACGAGCAGUCAGUCCAAAUUCCCAUUUGGGUCCGCUGCUGCUUCUAUAAUCUAUGCACUAGACCUCCUCGUCGACGAUUACGACAAGUGACAAAGAGGAAAGAGUAUUAAAUGUAAUCAGUAGUCAGGUUUAUCCUCCCUUUCUCCAUUCCUCCAAACAUCUAACAGGACGACCAUUCUAAUAACUUAUAUAAGCACUUUGUAAAGUCUGUGACUGCGAUGGAG
Molecule: messenger RNA, 5060 nt
Organism: Linum tenue
Lineage: Eukaryota; Viridiplantae; Streptophyta; Magnoliopsida; Malpighiales; Linaceae
Source: the annotation of a GenBank genome assembly